Molecule: messenger RNA, 8447 nt
Organism: Oncorhynchus mykiss (rainbow trout)
Lineage: Eukaryota; Metazoa; Chordata; Actinopteri; Salmoniformes; Salmonidae
Source: RefSeq, a predicted model, not a curated record
CCCAACACCUGCGCGCAAGUGCACUCAUCAUCCAUCUGAGGGGCUCGCUCAACUUCCUCUGUGCGCGUGGAUGUCAACCGCGGGAAACUCGGUAACGAAAAGAGAUCACUACUCCCCAGUCUGUCCUGUGAAAUGUUCCGUUAACCUCCGGGUGGAUGAGCUCUGAGAUGAACGGUCCGCGGAGAGUCAAACUGUUUCUUCUUUCGUGGUAUUCAGUCCUCCAGCUGCUGACAGCACAAGAAGCUCAGAGCCAACUGACAGAGACAGACGGAAGACUUCAGAGGAGGGCUAAUGCACUGCGGAGGAAACGGGAUCUCCUAGGGGAGGAGACAUUCAGUCCUCUUCUCUCUGAAGCAGCUCUCCCUCGCAGUGUUCUACAUAAUUACACGGCCCGCGAUGCCUCCUCAGAGUACUGUGACUGUCUGAAUGGGGGCUGGUGUCAGGAGGGGGGCGUGUGUGACUGUGCACAGUUCCAGGCCCUCGGAGACCGCUGCCAGAUCAUUCCUAACCAGGGCCAGGACAGAGAUGGGAUAUGCAGGUCUUGGGGUCAGUACCACUAUGAGACGUUCGAUGGCAGCUACUUCUACUACCCUGGAACCUGCUCCUACAUACUGGCCCAGGACUGCCGCUCAGCCACACCACAGUACACAGUGUGGGUCCAUAACAGCCGUAUGUGUGAGGGCAGUGUGUACUCCUGUCCCAGGGCUCUCAGUCUCUUCUUCCCCAACGAGGAGGAGAUCCACAUCUCUGGAUACCAAGUCCACCAGGGGGGUCGCAGGCUGAUCCUACCCCAGACUAUAGGAGGUGUGUUUAUAGAGCGUUUGGCUGACUACCUGCUGGUGAAGAGCGUGUUUGGCUUCUCUCUGGCGUGGGACGGGGGGAGCGGAGUAUAUCUGAAGAUGUCUGAACAGCACCAUGGCACCCCCUGUGGCCUCUGUGGGAACUACAACAACCUGCCCAACGAUGACCUCACCACAGCCCGCGGUGUGCAGACAGAGGAGCCAGCAGUGUUUGCUAACAGCUGGUCAGUCGAUCUGCCCCAUGAAAGAGGCUGCCCUCUAGUGGACAUAGACUUCACUGGACCCUGCCACUCUGAGUCUGACAUGGACAACAUCGACCCAAACCCCUACGUGGCCAGCUGUGUCUCCGACCUCUGUGUGUCAGAUGAGGAGGAGACGUUUUGCCGUGCGCUGGUGGAGUACACACGAGCCUGCAGCCAUGUAGGAUACCCUGUACGAGAGUGGAGAGACAGCUUCCCUUCCUGCAGGUUGAUUCUGCAGAAUGGGACGUGUAUCGCUGUGUCUCAGUGUCCUUGUGUCUACCACGGCACCUCAUACACACAGGGACACACUCUGGAGCAGGGCUGCAGCGUCUGUGUGUGUAUGGGGGGAGUGUGGAACUGCACGGACAACAACUGUACAGCGGAGUGUUCAGUAGUAGGUGACGUGUUUGUGACAUCGUUCGAUGGGAGGAUGUUCCUGCAGCCAGGAGCGUGUCAGUACGUCUUGGCCAAGAGCCGCAGCGGCAGCAGAUUCACUGUUACACUGCAGUAUACCACCUGCACAAAGGCCCAGCAGCAGGUGUGUAUCCAGUCAGUGACGGUGGUUCUGGAUGAAGAUGUUAAUCACCAGGUGACUCUGACCCGAGAGGGGGAAGUGCUUAUUGGGGUCAACCCCGCCCCCGCUUUGCCCUACACCGGUGAUGUAGUUGAGGUACGGAGGUUAACGGCAGUGUUCGUCCAGCUGAGGACGUUGCUUGGACUGCGUCUGCAAUAUGACGGGCGUGGUGGGCGUGUCUAUCUACAGCUGGACAGCCAAUGGCGCAGCAACACCCUGGGCCUUUGUGGAACCUUCAACGGAAACCUGCGGGAUGACUUCCUGUCUCCAGCAGGGAUGAUAGAGGGGACUCCCCAGCUCCAUGCUAACUCCUGGAGAGUCUCAUCUGCUUGCUCCGCCCCCGUCAACCAGCCCAUCAUUGACCCCUGUGAGAUAAAUCAGCACAACGUGUUCUACGCCUCUCUGUGUGAGGUGUUGUUGGGCAGUGUGUUCUCUCCAUGCCAUGGUUACGUCAGUUCCAGUGUGUACCAGCAGCAGUGUCGCUACCAGGCCUGUCGCUGUGGUAACGCCUGUCUAUGUACGGCCCUGGCCCACUAUGCCUAUCUCUGCUCCAAACACAAUGUUACUGUCAACUACAGGGCCCACGUCUCAGAGUGUGGGAUGGUGUGUUUGGGUGGGAUGCUGUACCAGUCCUGUGUGUCAUCCUGCGGUGGAUCAUGCCGCUCCCUCUCCAGUGGAGAGACCUGUAACCAUGACGACUGUGCUGAGGGGUGUGGCUGCUCUGAGGGCAGUUACUACGACGACGUACGACAACGCUGCGUUCAGCCGUCGCAGUGUCAUUGUUACUCUAUUGGAGGGGUGUCCCAGCCAGGGGAGGUGUCCUUCAGCACCACAGGCCCUUGCCUGUGCAGGAAUGGAAGGAUGGAGUGUGUACCAGAAGAAAGAGAGCCGGAGCGAGGCCAGUGUCCAGAGGGAAAGGUGUUCCACAGCUGCUCUGAGCCCCAGAGGUUACACGGGUUCCAGGGGUCGCCGGCCUGGCGAGGAGGUGUGGCCUGUGAGCUCACCUGUCGGAACCUGAUGUUGAAUCUGACCUGUCCUCCCACCACACCCUGCAUACCUGGCUGUGUCUGCCCACAAGGGCUGGUGCUGCACCGUGGGGAAUGUUACUACCCAGAGAACUGUCCCUGUGCCUGGCUGGGCCUGGAGUAUCUGCCAGGAGAGACUGUCGACACCCCCUGUUACAGAUGUGUGUGUCACCGGGGGUAUUUUAACUGUAGUCACAGUCCGUGUCCGGCUGUGUGUACGGUCUACAGUGACAGACACUACCACACCUUCGACGGCCUGGAGUACGACUACCACUCAGAAUGUCAGGUCUACCUACUCAAGAGUAUAGAUGGUGAGGUGUCCAUCGUGGCCCAGAAUAAGGAUUGUUAUCAGAGUGGGAUCAUCUGUAUGAAGAUGCUGGUCAUCCAUGUUGGAUUCACCAAGAUCUACUUCAACGACAACUCAGGCCAGCCUAGUCCAUCCAGUGUGGUAGGUAAGGGGUCCGAAUUUGAGCUGUGGUCAGCAGGCUACUACACAGCAAUCCACUUUCCCUACCAGGACCUAACCAUUCUCUGGGACCGCAAGACGACCGUACACAUCAGAGUUGGACCACAUUGGAAGGGUCUCCUGAGUGGUCUGUGUGGGAACUUUGACAGUGUGACAGUGAAUGACAUGACCACAUCCAGCCACAUGGAGGUCAGCAAUGCUCAGGGCUUCGGAGACAGCUGGGCCCUGGGACAGUGUGAGAGUGACUAUGUGGUGAAGAGAGCGUGUGAAGGAGACCUGGGUAGACAGCCGUACGCCAAGAGAGAGUGUGCUCUACUCUACAGUGAUGUCUUUACUCCCUGUCACAAUGUGGUGGAUGUCUCAUGGUUCUAUAUGAACUGCUUGACAGACACUUGUAACUGUAAUCGGGGCGGAGACUGUGAGUGUCUGUGUACGUCCAUCGCUGCCUAUGCACACACCUGCUGUCAACACGGUGUUACUGUGGUAUGGAGAAACCCCACUGUCUGUCCCUAUGACUGUGAAUACUACAACCAAGAGUUAGGUGAAGGUCCAUUCUCAGUGGCCAGUGCUGUGUUUAAUGCUACAGUCUUCGGUGUGAACAGAACCAGUGGGUCAGUCUUUCCUCUAGUUAGGGAGUUCGUAGGUGGGCUGCCUCCCCCUGGACUACUCUUUAACUUCAUGAUCACAGCAGGACUACAGAAGGACCGCACAUCACGUCUCCCGGUGAUCUCUCUGGAGUCAGCGGAGCGUCCUAACUACUUCCUGGUUGUUUCGGACCGCGCUGGGCUGCGGUUGGAGCAGUGGACAAGAGGGGAGAAGUUUGGCCGCAGGGCUUCCUUCCUACAGCACCAGGGGCUGUUCCUGCCUGGCCACACCUCCUUUGAGCUGAUUGGUCAGCCGGGAGUGUUCCUGACUCUGACACGCACGUCUGCACGCGCUCAGAGAUACGACAACUCAGACAACUUCAAGACCAGCAGCUCCUUUACCCUGGAGGAGAGCAGUGUUGUGAUCCCGUUCCGUAUGAUGUGUGAGUGGCGCUACCAUGCAUGUGCCAGUCCUUGUGUUCGUACAUGCAGCGACCUCGCCGCAACACGCUGCCACUUCCUGCCCCCGGUGGAGGGCUGUUUCCCUCGCUGCCCCAAAAACAUGGUUCUUGAUGAGGUCACCAGGAGAUGUGUCUACACAGAGGACUCUACUACUACUAUCACUACAGCCCCCAAUAUUACCACUACAGCCCCCACUACUACCACUACAGCCCCCACUACUACUACAACUGUUAGGCCUACUAGUACUGCUACUACUACAUCUAGAACCACUACUAGGACCACUACUACUAGUAGCAGAACUACAACCAGCACAACUGUUACUGCCACCAGAGCCCCCACUACUCCCAGUACAGCCCCAUUGACUGAGCGUUUCACCCACACACUCACCCCUGCUCGCUCCCCCUCUCCUCCUCUCCCUUCCCUGCCCUCACCCUCCACCCCCACUGUGACCGAGCACACCACUUCACCUGCAGUCUUUCCCUCUGUCUCCCCCUCUUCCUCACCCACCACUACUAGUAGCACCACUGGGGUCACGGCCCUGACCCCUUCAGAGGUCACUACAGUAGCCUCCCCUACUCCCCCCAGCCUGGCAGUGACCGACUCCACCACUCCACCUCCUCCCCCUUCUGCUACCCCUCCCCAGCCUUCCACCCAGUCUUCUAUCUCUCCCCCAGCCACUACCUCCUUCCUCACCUCCUCUCCCCCUCCUCCUCUCUCCCCCUCCACCCACACCCACACCCCAACCACCACACAAACACAUCAUCCUGUUCCUACGCCCACAGAGACCAUCUCUGUAUUUCCAGUUGUAUAUGACACCUCCUCUGUUACCAUGUCGACAUCACCCCCAGAGACGACGGAGUUCAUAACCACGGAAACAUCCACCAUCACAGACUUCUCUCCUACACCUGAGGCAGUCAGCAUGCCAACAGUGCUGCCCCCCUUCCUCCUGCCCACCGCCCCAUGCACACCCCCGUACUCCUACCGUGUAGAUGAGUGUACAGAGCUGAUCUGUUUUAACGGGGAGCUGCUCCUCCAUAACUCCUCCCUCCACUGUCGGUACAACACCACUCCUCCUCGCUGCUCUCUGCUGGGCAUGGCUGUCCUCACCAACACCGACCCCUGCUGCCCACUCUGGCAGUGCCCCUGUCGCUGCUCGGUGAUGUCAGACCUGCGUGUGAUAACGUUUGACGGUAACAACGUGGCGCUGUAUGAUAAUGGCUCCUACAUCCUGGUCUACCUGCCCAGAGAGAACAUCAUAGGAACAGUGGAUAAAUGCCCUACCAGCCAGAGCGUCAACUCCAUCAGACGACCGAGCCCUAAUGGUGGGACGUCAGGUUUGUGUUUUAAGAAGUUGAACAUCACCACUCCGUCCUACAGGAUUAUCAUCAACCGCCUAGACCGCAAGGUGUCAGUGAACCACAUCAAGGCGCGGCUGCCUUUCUCCCGCCAGGCUCUAUCAGUAGAGGACACAGGCAGCAUGUACCUGAUCACCACUCCUGAAGGAGUCAACAUACAGUGGUACCACAGCACUGGCAUCAUGGUGCUGCAAUACACCGCCCCCUCCAACACAUCUGCUCCUACUAGAGGCCUCUGUGGGUGUUGUGACGGGAACCCGGCGGAUGACCUGAAGCUGCCCAACGGUACGGUUGUGAGGGAGGUGGCAGACCUGGGUCUGUUCCUGCAGGCCUGGAGGGUCCACACCUCAGAGGACACGGAACACACACGACGCAUCGGAGACAACUGUACCACUGGAGACUGCUCUACCUGUCUCUCCAUGCUCAGACAGAGACCCUUCACUCCUUGCCACAGCAAGGUGUCUCCAGAACAGUUCUGUGAUGUGAUGUGGGCAGGCGACCUCCACUAUAAGGCCCACCAGUGUGACUUCCUGGCAGCCUACGUAGCUGUCUGCUACACUUACCAAGUCUGCAUCAACUGGAGACGACACAACUUCUGCCCAUUGAGGUGUCCCCCAGGUAGGGAGUACCAGGCGUGUGUGUCGACCUGUACCACCCGGACCUGUCAGAACAGAGAGUUCUAUGAGGAGACCACCUGCUCCCACAUCCGAGAGGAGUGUGUGUGUCGCUCUGGAACCAUCCUGCACCGUGCAGACUCCUCUUACUGCGUCACAGAGGAGCAGUGUGUGUGUACUGAUAACGAGGGGUCUCCGCGGGCCCCUGGGGAGGUGUGGAACGGGUCAUUGCAUAGCUGCUGUCUGUUCCGCUGCCUGGAGAACGGUUCUGUGGUAGCAGUAGAACCUGACUGUAGCAUUAGUCCCACUCUGCUGUGUGAGAGGGAGGGAGAGUACGUACUGGAUGUACUGGAGGAGGGGGCUUGCUGCCCCAAGCAGAUUUGUGAAUGUAAUCUGACCAUCUGUGAGAGUGAGGCUCCGCCCUGUGAGAAUGGGAACCAGCUGGUGAUUGGUUAUAGUGCCCUGUCCUGCUGCCCAGAGUACCGUUGUGAGUGCGACCCCCAUGCCUGUCUCCCCCUCACCGCCCCUGAUUGUAGAGAAGAUCAGUUCCUAGUGGAGGUUCGUGAGGACAACUCCUGCUGUUACACCUUCCUGUGUGUGUGUGAGUCGUGUAUCGAGCCCGCGCCGUCCUGUUCUUAUGGAGAGAUACUGGCUGUGGAUCUGAACACCACCCACAGCUGCUGCCCUCAAUACCACUGUGUGUGUGACGUGAACCUGUGUCCUGAGUCGACUCUGAGCUGUUCUCCUGGUCUGUCUCUGAUCCAAACAACCCUACCUGGACACUGCUGCCCCGACCGUCACUGUGAGUGCCAGUGUGAGGACAGCCCAGUCUGUCAGGUGGGGGAGGUACAGGUGGAGGUCGCAGACAGCAGAAGCACCUGUGGCUGCCCCCUCUACACCUGCAAGAAGGCAGAGGUGUGUGUGUUCCAGGGAGUCACGGUGCUGGGUCCGGGGCAGAGCCUGAUUCAGUACUAUGAAGGAGAGCUGUGUUACACCGUACACUGUCUGACACAUCGUGAUACACACACUGGAUACUACGCCAUGGACGUGUCCGCUGUCAACUGCUCUCAGAAGUGUGGCCAGCACCAGCUGUACGUAGCAUCUUCAGAUCCUCAGGUGUGCUGUGGCUCCUGUAAGAAUGUCUCCUGUUCUUUCAACAAUGACAACGGAACCACUGAGCUCUUCACUGCAGGGAGCUCCUGGGUGGAUAACUGUACGCGGUAUGAUUGUGUGGAGACGACAGUGGGAACUGUGAUGCUGGCCUCAGGGGUGGUCUGCCCCCCCUUCAACGACACAGAGUGCACUCAGAAUGGGGGCGUGGUCCAGAGCUAUGUGGACGGCUGCUGCAGGACGUGUAAGGAGGACGGCAAGACUUGUAAGCGUGUGGCAAUCCGAACCACCAUCAGAAAAGACGACUGCAGGAGCAACGCACCGGUGACAGUGUUUUCAUGUGAUGGGAAGUGUCCGUCUGCCACCAUCUUUAACUUCAACAUCAACAGCCACGCCCGCUUCUGCAAGUGCUGCAGGGAGAGUGGACUACAAACCCGCUCCGUCACCCUGUACUGCUCACACAACGCUACCCUGGUGGUCUACAGCUUCCAGGAGCCUGUCGACUGCUCCUGCCAAUGGAACUAAAGAGAGAGCGAAGCUAGUCAGUGUGAGCUCCAGUAUGGCGUUCAAUAGGAGGGAUGGAAGAUGGAACAGAGGUUAGAGGUCAGAGGUCAGAGUAGACAGGUCAAGCGUCCAGGUAGGCGAGUUCUUUAGUCUUCCUUCAGUGUGUUGUGGAGGGCUGUAUGCUGACCUGUUAUAGUGACCCUGUCGUUACAGAUAUGUAGUGGUCAGAUGUGCAGGGCUGUAACCUGUUCCUGCUGUACUAUGAUAACACUAGUCCUAUCUGUACUGCUGUAGCCUGCUCCUCCUCGUGUGUAACACUAGCUAGUCCUCUCAGACUUUAUCACGUUUAGAUCAGUUGGUCUGAGCUGACAAGACCACUGCUGCUUUAGUAUGGAUCUAGUGCUCUCUUGAUGACUGACAUGUUUUAUAUGCCAAUCAAAUUUAUCUUACAAAAUAGUUAUUUUUUUUACAAGUGUAAAGCUUUUAUCCAAAAAUAUUUGUAUUUAACUCAAUCAAUUAUUUAGUAAGGUGAUAAUCCACCUGAGCAUCUGAUGGUAGAUGAUCUGUAUUUCAAGAGAACGCUGUAUUUGUUGUGUUGUUUAAUGUGAAGCAUUGUGCCAGUAAUCAGUAUGUGCUGAUGCCAUCAGAUAGACUAGAGUCUCUAGUCAUGCAGAACCUCUCAGAAUAAAACAAUAAAACAUUUAACAAUGA